This is a messenger RNA of Lecanosticta acicola, 3786 nucleotides long. Lineage: Eukaryota; Fungi; Ascomycota; Dothideomycetes; Mycosphaerellales; Mycosphaerellaceae. The record is from the annotation of a GenBank genome assembly.
AUGCCCUUGAUGACCAUCGUGUUUGGCACACUUUCUAAUAGCUUUGCGGACAUCGUGUCCGGAGAAAUCACUGCAGAAGACUUCUUGAAGGCAUUGUUGACAUUUUCACUCUACUUCGUGUACCUGGGAAUCGCAGAGUUCGUUGGCAGCUAUGCGAUGUGGAUCGGGUUCACGCUUGCCGGGGAGAGCAUGACAAACAAAAUUCGGUAUGGAAUUUGUUGCGAUUUGAAGGCGAUACGUACGCGCCUACUGAUUGCGCUCGCAGGCACGACCUUCUCUCCUCCCUCCUCCAGAAAGGAGUCGCUUUUCUGGACGAAUCUGGCACAGGCGAAGUCAUCAAUCUCCUUGGAUGCGACGCAGACUCCCUCAUGGACGCCCUCUCGUUCAAACUGGGCAAAGUCAUAGCAGCUCUCACCUCCGUCCUGGUUGCGUUCCUCAUCGCCUUUUCUCGCUCUUGGCAGCUGACCUUGAUCGUGGGCAGUGGCCUGUUUGCCUUUGCGGCCGCAGGCGGUGCGGGAGCUUUCGUUAUUUCCAAGUCUACCACACUGGCCUCUGUCCAUCAAACAGAGGCGGCUAGUAUUGCGCAAGAGGCGAUUAGUGGCAUCGCGUGCACUGUUGCAAGUUCAGCAGAAAAGCUCGUCAGCAGUAAGUAUCGCAAGAGCUUAGAAAAAGCGUAUCGACCAGCCGUUUACGCCAGGAUUUCUGGCGAGAUGAUGAUUGCAACGAUCACGUCAACAGCCACUUGUUUGUUCAGCCUAGCCUUCUGGAGAGGCUCGCGCUACUAUGUCAAUGGGCAAGCCAGCUUUGCCGAUGUCUUGAUCGUGCUUCUUGGUGAGUUGAAGAUAGCUAGCCUUUGAAUGUGAUCUCUAACCGUUUCGCCAGCUGUUCUCCUUGGUACUGCCUCGCUCGGUCUGGUUGGACCUAAUAUCCAGGCUGUGCUCGCCGGCUUCAGCGCUGCACGCAAGAUGUUCGCGACGAUGAUGAGACCGUCAUCUGUCGAUGCUGGGCAAGACACGGGCGUAGAGUUGCAAUCUGUUCGUGGAGCUAUACGGUUCGAAAAUGUCGACUUUGCGUAUCCUACUCGUCCCGAUGUCAAAGUCCUCAACAGCUUCAGCCUCCACAUCCCGGCCGGCGGCACUACUGCUAUCGUUGGAGCUUCCGGAUGUGGAAAAAGCACGAUUAUCAAACUGUUACAGCGAUUCUAUGAUCCCUUGAAAGGUACAAUCCGUCUCGAUGGCCAGCGGUUGUCAGAUCUAGACUUGAAAGACCUGCGCAAGUAUGUGGCAGUGGUCAGUCAGGAGCCAGACUUGUUCAACACUUCGGUGUAUAACAACAUUCGCUUUGGCUUGCUGCGAUCUGGGAGACAACUCGACGAGGACCAGGUUCACCGAGAGAUUGUUGCCGCGGCACAAGCUGCGAACAUUCAUGAAGCCAUCUUAGGGAUGCCUGAUGGCUACCAGACUAUCGUUGGAGAGCGAGGUGCUCGACUCUCGGGUGGUCAGCGACAGCGAGUCGCAAUCGCGAGGGCUCUCGUAGCCAAUCCCAAGAUCCUAUUGCUGGACGAGGCCACUUCCGCGCUGGACACGGUCUCGGAAAGUCUGAUUCAGGAAGCACUGGCAUCGUGUGCCGAUAAGGAUCGAACGGUCAUCAUCAUCGCCCACCGUCUGUCCACAAUCAAAACCGCCGAUAAUGUCGUUGUCAUGGCCGACGGCGAAAUCGUCGAACAAGGCGAUUACGAAAACCUCAUAAAGCGACGAGGCGCGCUUUACCGGCUGCAGAAUAUCCAGCAGCCUGAGAAGGACGUUGUUGGUGCGCAUUUGGCACCUUUGACUGCAGAUCUGGCAGUAGCCGAUCCGGAAAGCUCGACAAUCACCCUUGCUUCAAGCGACACAACUGCAAAUUCGGUGAAGCCUCUACUUCAGACAGAUUUCAAAUCGCCAUCGCUUCAUGCCGGUGAAGAGGACGCGCAGAACUCUGACAAUCGAAACCUGUUCGGAUUUCUUUUCGAUUUCAACAAGCCAUCCUGGCUCCAAAUGGGAUUCGGAAUGUGCUGGGCCAUCGUCUCCGGAUGCGGCUCCACGAUUCAAGCUUAUUUAUUCGCCAAUGUAGGUGUGCGGCCUUCACUUAUUAACGCUCAUCACCGCUGAUUCGUCAUAACAGGCAGUAACAUCCUUCAGCACCAAGUCCCUCAAAGAGUCGAAGUUCCUUUCCACUGUCGACUUUUGGGCUGGUAUGCUGGCAUUGCUCGCCGCUGGUCAGCUUGUAGCUUCGGCCAUUCGAGGUACCUCUCUUGCAAUAUGCUCGGAGAGGUUCUUGCUUCAGGCCAGAACGCAAGCUUUCGACCAGAUGCUUCGGCAAGAGAUCGCCUAUUUUGACGAAAAAGGCGGCCAGCACCUCGUCUUGCUGUUGUCUACAACACUCGGCCAACUGAACAGCCUGAGCGUGUCCCAGGUUGCCAUUUUCGUUGUUGGUUUCACAGGACUCAUCUCUGCGAUUGCGCUCUCCAUCGCUGUCGAUUGGAAGCUCGGACUGGUCUUCACAGCCAUGGGUCCCAUUCUCCUCGCAUCUGGCUACCUACAAGGGGCAUUCGCUACUCAGCGAGAACAGCAUUCCCGGGCACUGUACCACGAUGCCGUGGUUCUGGCGACCGAAUCCAUCGAUUGCAUCGGCACGGUGGUAUCACUGGGCCUGGAAGAAGAUCUGCUCGAGCGUUUCCGGUCCCUGUUGACCUCCCAAGCCCGAAGGGCAGCUCGCAAAGCUCACGUCGCCUGCUGUGUGUACGCACUGUCACAAGCCGCAAUGUACCUCUGCUUCACUGGAUGCUUCUACUACGGCGGCAGACUCUUGGCUCUGAAGCGGACUACCAUGCUUGAUUUCUUCGUCUGCUAUACGGCCAUCGUGACCUCUACGCCCUCUACUGGCGCAUGCUUCAACAUGUUGCCCGAGAUCCGCAAGGGGCUCGAUGCAUGUCAGCAGCUCCUGUCCCUUCUAUCUCGGAAAUCCGCAAUCGAUGCUUCCUCACCAGCAGGAACAACCGUGACGGGAGGCAGUGCAGAGAUUGCCACAUGCGGCGUUGAUUUUCGAUAUCCCACGAGACCUGACGCAGUAGCCUUGCAAGACAUCACCAUCACGGCUUCCCCAGGCCAAUUCAUCGCACUGGUGGGACCCUCCGGCAGCGGCAAGAGCACCGUCCUGUCACUCAUCGAGCGCUUCUACGACCCUGCCUUUGGCUCGAUCCUGCACAAUGGAGCCGACAUCCGCACCCUCAACCUCAGCGGCUACCGCAAGCGCAUGGCGCUGAUAACCCAACAGACCGCUCUCUUCUCCGGCACGAUCCGCGAAAACAUCGUCCUCGCGUCCCAAUCCGCCACGGAAGACGACAUCAGGAAAGCCAUGAAAAUGGCUGCUAUCGACGAUUUCGUGGAUUCGCUCCCGGAAGGACUGAACACCACCGUUGGCCACCGCGGCCUCUCCCUAUCCGGUGGCCAGAGACAGAGAAUCGCCAUCGCCCGUGCCUUACUCGGGGAUCCGACCGUCUUGCUGCUCGACGAGGCGACUUCUGCGCUCGAUUCGACGGCCGAGCAGUUGGUGCAGAGUGCCAUCAACGCGGCCGCGAGAGGUCGCACGACUAUUGCAGUGGCCCAGAGGCUGAGUACCGUGCGGCAUGCGGACCGCAUCUACGUGAUCCAGAGUGGGAGGGUCGUGGAAGGCGGAACGCACGAGCAGUUGAUGCAUCUCGACGGCGUGUACGCUUCCAUGAUUCUCGUUCAGGAGUCUGUCAAGUAG